CCCAGCUGUCAGCUAAGCCACAGACGAGGAGGAGGAAUUAAAAUGAAUCUCAUACUGGAACUCCUGCGGCUCGUAGGCAUUAUAAUCUAUUCGUACCUGGAAGCUUGUGUGAAACUUGUUAUUCCUGCGAAAAGAAAAUCUGUCAGUGGUGAGAUUGUGCUUAUCACUGGAGCGGGACACGGCAUCGGAAGACUCACUGCCUAUGAAUUUGCCAAACGGCAGAGCAAACUGGUGCUCUGGGAUCUAAACAAGCAUGGCGUUGAGGAAACAGCUGAAGAGUGCAGAAAUCUGGGAGCCACGGUUCAUGCCUCUGUUGUGGACUGCAGCGUCAGAGAGGAAAUCUACAGUGCUGCAGAGAAGGUGAAAAGAGACAUAGGAGAUGUCAGUAUUUUAGUGAAUAAUGCCGGUGUGAUAGCAACAGCAGAUCUCCUUUCCACCCAGGACAAGCAAAUACAGAAAACAUUUGAGGUCAACGUGCUCGCUCAUUACUGGACAACAAAAGCAUUCCUGCCAGCAAUGAUGAAAAAGAACCAUGGCCAUAUUGUCACUGUUGCAUCAGCUGGUGGGCACCUGACAGUCCCUUUUCUGGUGUCUUAUUGCUCAAGUAAGUUUGCUGCUGUUGGGUUUCACAAAAGUCUGACUCAAGAACUGUCUGCUUUGGGAAAGGAUGGGAUAAAAACUACAUGCCUUUGUCCAGUGUUUAUUAACACUGGCUUUGUUAAAAAUCCAAGAUCAAGGUUGUCGCCUAUUCUGGAGCCUGACAUAGUUGCGAAGAAACUCAUCAAUGGAAUUCUUUGCAAUCAAAACAUGAUUUUCAUUCCUUCGUUUGUGAAAUUCCGCCUGCUGCUGGAAAGAAUCUUACCCGAGCGGGCCUUGGUGGCUCUGAACAAGUUCACAAACGUGAAAUUCGAUGCCAUUGUUGGAAGCAAGAGAAAAGAACAUUAGAUCAAGAGAUGCCUUCACUUGGGGUGUAUAUGAAUCCAUUAUUCAGGUGCCUGAUUAAUGCCAGGCAAUGAGUAAAUUAUGUAACACCUUGUCUGUAACCUGCAGAUGGAAUCCCCUGAACUUCCCAUCCCAAAUAUAUUAAAAGCACAGUAUCUUGGCGUGUA
This is a messenger RNA of Podarcis muralis (Common wall lizard), 1109 nucleotides long. Its product is annotated as estradiol 17-beta-dehydrogenase 11-like. NCBI's taxonomy places the organism in Eukaryota, Metazoa, Chordata, Lepidosauria, Squamata, Lacertidae. The record is from RefSeq and is a predicted model, not a curated record. Gene Ontology annotation, cellular component: lipid droplet. Gene Ontology annotation, molecular function: oxidoreductase activity, acting on the CH-OH group of donors, NAD or NADP as acceptor; steroid dehydrogenase activity.